This is a messenger RNA of Hippocampus comes (tiger tail seahorse), 2186 nucleotides long. RefSeq names its product basic helix-loop-helix family, member e23 (gene bhlhe23). Gene Ontology annotation, biological process: sensory organ development; axon development; positive regulation of transcription by RNA polymerase II. Bases 811 to 1497 code for a protein of 228 amino acids. Gene Ontology annotation, cellular component: nucleus. The transcript has a single exon. NCBI's taxonomy places the organism in Eukaryota, Metazoa, Chordata, Actinopteri, Syngnathiformes, Syngnathidae. Gene Ontology annotation, molecular function: protein dimerization activity; E-box binding; DNA-binding transcription factor activity, RNA polymerase II-specific. The record is from RefSeq and is a predicted model, not a curated record.
GAAUUUUUCUUGAAGCGAACUCUUAAAAAUUCUCUUCAAUGGGGCCACGGAUGGGGAAUGUCUUACUUUUCCCAAUGUCACGUAAUCGUGGUCAAUGCUCUCUCGUUUACGUUGCUCCAAUGCAGGUGCCUGGUUAUUUUUUGCCUUAAGUCUUCAAGAUAUCAAUCCAUUAAUCAAUCAUAAUGUGAUCUCGCUUCAUAGUCAUAAGAACUACUCGAGUACUGAUACCCGAAAAAUCUACUUAAGUACAGUCACCAAGUAUGUAUACUUAGUUACUUCCCACCACUGCCUGCUCGGGUUCAAUUGUCAUAAAAUGGCCAACCCAGUGGGCUAUGCCUAUGUGUCACUUUACGUUACAGUGAACACACAGCGACUGAAGACUGGGGAAGAGCCGCUCCUGUUAAUGAAACGCUCGCCGCGAUUGGUCGAGCGAGUAAUCCCAGCGGCUUUGGCGCGCCUAUACUAACGCGUGCGCGGGGCCGGACGCGAGCCUCACUUUGCCCAAGGCGAAGGAGGGCGCGAGAGGCUGGAAGCAGCGCACGUCAUCAUCCGCCGAGCACACUUGAACAAGUUUGAUCGCAAGUUGUUGUUGUUGGUGGUGGAUGCGGUGGAGGUGGCGAGCUCUACGCGCAGCAGCGAGGAGCGGCGCGCACAUGUAGACUUUCACACUCCUCACCAGCCUCCUUCUUCAAGAGUCACCACAGAGGCGAGGAGAGGGGCAAAGUGGAACGGCGUGUUGGUUCCAGUUCUAAAAAGAAACGGGAAGUAGACGGUUUUUUUUUUCAAUUAUUAUAUAUUUUGGGAGCGAAGAUGAACGCCAGCGAUGAGAACCUGCUCAAGUCCAUCAGCAACGACGCGCUCCUCGACCUGACGCAGCGCUACGGCCAGUCAGCCUUCGGCUUCGGCGCCGGCCACGGUCCCGGAGCCCCCGGCCGUUUCCCGCUCACGCCGGCCACUGACUUCCUCAGCGGGCAGACGGCCAAGUCCAACGAGAGCGGCGGGGAGCACACCAGCGACGACGAGGAUGCCUUCGACUCUCUGGAGUCACGGAAAAGAGGGGCGCCCUUCGGGGACGACAAGCCCGGGGGUCCCCUGGCCAAGAAGUCGAAGGAGCAGCGCUCCCUACGGCUCAGCAUUAACGCUCGCGAGAGGAGGAGGAUGCACGACCUGAACGACGCGCUGGACGGCCUGAGAGCCGUCAUCCCCUACGCCCACAGCCCGUCGGUGAGAAAACUCUCCAAAAUAGCCACUCUCCUCCUGGCCAAGAACUACAUCCUCAUGCAGGCUCAGGCUCUGGAGGAGAUGCGGCGGCUGGUGGCCUAUCUCAACCAGGGACAGAGCCUCUCGUCGCCCAUCCCCGCCGCCUUGGCGCCCUUCGGCCAAGCCACCGCCGUGUACCCCUUCUCGGGCUCGGCUCUGGCCAGCUGCGCCGAGAAGUGUUCCAACUUCUCGGGAACCCCGUCGACUCUGUUCAAACAUUGUAACGACAAGCCUUGAUUCGCUUCCGCUCUCUUACCCGAACUUUUUAGCUGCCUACUGCAUCUUUCUGGCUCAAUUUAUUUUUUUCAAGUCAUGCUGUGAGAAAAUUGUGCACAAUUAUUCUGAUCAACUUGAUGCUGCGAUGUCUCGUCUUGAUUCAACGAACACUGCGUUGGUAAUAAACUCUUCAGGCCUUGUCAGUUACUUGCCCGCAGGCCGCGUUCGAACUAAAGUGAAUGAUCAAUUUAAUCUCCGCCCCCGCCCCCUUCAAUUUGUAAUCUAUGCAAAUUUCAACACCAAUCCGGUUAGAAAAAAAUCAUUUUGACUUUUUUUUUUUUUUUUUUUACAGAAACUAGGACGGAAUUUCCCGUGAUGAUGUUUUGAUGCCUAAUCUUUUCCCCCCUCCAGAAUAUUGAGGACCUUGUUAUUUUUCAAGGUCUUGCACGUAUCACGAGAUUGUAUUGUACAACUGUGGAGAAAAAAAAGCCCAACUGUGCGAAUAAGGCUUAUAUUUCAUGCCCGCAAAGAAUAACAUUUUUUAAUUGUGUUGCAAAAAUGAAUUUCAUAAAUUGUUGACAUGUGUUUAUAAUUAAAAUCAUAUCUAUAUGUUCAGACUCACUGAUUCAUUUUAACCAUGCUACCAGCUCUGUAUUUUCUCUUAUUUUACAAUAAUAUAUAUAAUAAUAAAUACAUACUUGAAAUGUCUG